Molecule: messenger RNA, 1011 nt
Organism: Dissoconium aciculare CBS 342.82
Lineage: Eukaryota; Fungi; Ascomycota; Dothideomycetes; Mycosphaerellales; Dissoconiaceae
Exons: 1
Coding region: 1-1011 (336 amino acids)
Source: RefSeq, a predicted model, not a curated record
AUGAAGUACAACACUGUCCCAAUGGCAGCCCUUGCUGGCGUUGCUGCUGCUCAAGCCAACUAUGGUGCACCGACAACCACCUAUGCCUGCAACCCGGCUCACAGUUACCCCAAUGGCGCUCAGUGCAUUUCAACUGCCGGUUCCUUGACUCUGGUCACUCCUACCACCACCGCCGCCGCUACUACCUAUGCCUGCAACCCAGCUCACAGCUACCCAGGCGGAGCCAGCUGCAUCUCCACUGCGGGCUCCUUGACUCUCGUCACUCCCACCACUCCUGCUGCAUACACCACCUACGCCUGCAACCCGGCUCACAGCUACCCCAACGGCGCUAAGUGCAUUUCGACCGCUGGCUCGUUGACCCUCGUCACUCCUACCUCCACCACCAGCUGCAGCACUACUGCCGUCCCUACUACCGUCACUUAUGCCUGCAACCCGGCCCACAGCUACCCUGGCGGAGCCAGCUGCAUCUCUACCGCGGGCUCGUUGACCCUCGUCACUCCUACCUCCACCACCAGCUGCAGCACUACUGCCGUCCCUACUACCGUCACUUAUGCCUGCAACCCGGCCCACAGCUACCCUGGCGGAGCCAGCUGCAUCUCUACCGCGGGCUCGUUGACCCUCGUCACUCCUACCUCCACCACCAGCUGCAGCACCACCGCCAGCACCUCUGCGCCGGUCCACUACACCCCCAUUCCCCUUCCCUCCUCAUGGACCAGGGUGCCCGGUGGCUACUCCUCCGCUUCCGUCUCUCACCACCACUCGGCUUCCCGAUCUGCUUCUCGCCACCCCUCGGCUUCCGCAUCCGCUUCUCACCACCGUUCGUCUUCCGCCUCCGGCUCCGGCUCCGUCCCGACCGGCUCCUCCUCCACCACCAAGACCUCUUCCGGCGGCGUUCCCACCACCACUUCAGCUGGUACCACUCCUACCGUCCAGCCAUCCCGCGGCGAUGCUAGCAAGAUUGUUGCCGGCCCCCUCAUGGCCGUCGCUCUUGCAGGUCUUGCCCUUUUCUAG